Molecule: messenger RNA, 450 nt
Organism: Anisakis simplex (herring worm)
Lineage: Eukaryota; Metazoa; Nematoda; Chromadorea; Rhabditida; Anisakidae
Source: the annotation of a GenBank genome assembly
GUUCUCACAAUAGAUCAAGUGUUCCAAAUUCUACUGCGUUAUAUAGAAACAAAAUCGUGGAAAGAAGCAUUUUUCAAAGUGAUUCCAAAGAGACGACUAGCUGAUGAAGAAAUAAAUGGCGGUAGCAGUGAUCAAGGCGAAAGUGGGGAUCCAGAUUGUAAGAGGGGCCGGAAAGAUGACGAGAACGGAGAGAGUCAGACUGAGCGGGGAAUUGAGAAGGAUUCGGUUGUUGGGGAGGAUCGAGGAGGUUCAGACAUGAAGUCAGUCACGAAUGGUAAUGGGAAUGGAGAGAAUUUGACAGGAGAGAAACUUGAGAAAGAGAGUGCUGGUGAGGAUCGAAGAGGUGCAGACGUUACGACAGUCGGAGAGGAUAACGAAGAUGGGGAGAGACUGAGUGAAAAGACGGUUAGAGAGCGAACAGCUGAACAGGGUCAGGGAGAAAAGGACUGA